Pyrus x bretschneideri (Chinese white pear) is the source of this 571-nucleotide messenger RNA. RefSeq names its product biogenesis of lysosome-related organelles complex 1 subunit 1-like. Gene Ontology annotation, cellular component: BLOC-1 complex. Gene Ontology annotation, biological process: endosomal transport. The transcript has 3 exons. NCBI's taxonomy places the organism in Eukaryota, Viridiplantae, Streptophyta, Magnoliopsida, Rosales, Rosaceae. The coding region runs from base 16 to 471 and encodes 151 amino acids. The record is from RefSeq and is a predicted model, not a curated record.
UCAAACGACCACAGCAUGUACUCAGAAACGUCUCUUCCACUGGCCCAUGGCGCCGUCGCAUCGCCGUCAACCUUCUCGUUCUCGUCGGAGCCAGAGCGGGGAGGUGUAGAAGAAGCUCUGCUCCAGCUCGUCCAGGAUCACCACCACGCCUCCCUUAGACUCCGCGACGCCACCGAGAAGGCGAAGAAGGACGCGAUCAAGAAGGCAGUGCGUGCGGCGGACCUGAUGGUGGAGGCGGUGAACGGCGGGGUGCAAGAGGCGUUCGUAAACGAGAAGCGAAUCGAGUAUGAAAUUAGGGCUUUGGCUGCCACCAUUGCACGAUUCAGCAAACAGACCGAUCAGUGGCUUUCUGUCACUCACUCUAUGAACACUGCCAUCAAGGAAAUUGGAGAUUUUGAGAACUGGAUGAAGAUUAUGGAAUUUGAUUGUAAAAGCAUCACUGCAGCCAUCCACAAUAUUCACCAAGCAUGAUCAUGAUCUAGCUCAGCAACAGAUUAUUUGUUUCACCAAUUUCCAUAUAAUAUUUGAUUACUUUCUUCUCUGUAAUUUGUAAACCUCUGAAUUGUGGGAU